Messenger RNA from Ciona intestinalis (vase tunicate), 3314 nucleotides. Lineage: Eukaryota; Metazoa; Chordata; Ascidiacea; Phlebobranchia; Cionidae. The record is from RefSeq and is a predicted model, not a curated record.
UGCAGUAACUGGAAAGAAAAACACCACAAAAUCUUUUCAGUUUCGCAAAAUGUUGUUUAGUUUUUUUCACAUAUUGUGCGCUGUGUGUUUUUUUGUUACCGUGAACGGCGAUUUUGCGUCGGUCAAAUUGCAGUCUAAUGGAUACGAUGGCGUUUUGGUUGCAAUUAAUCCAGCAGUGCCAGAAAAUGAAACUUUGAUCAGAAAUAUACGGGCAAGAUUUUUUCACUCGAGCAUCGCACAGUUUGUUCAUAUUAACAAAGAAACGGGCCUACUUUCGUAAUAUUAAUAUACUUGUACCGAAAACGUGGACUGGCGCGAGGUAUGAUACAGCAAUUGGACUGUCUUACAGAAAGGCAGAUGUGAUAGUCGCACCGGCUAAUUCAGCAAAGGGAAACAAUCCAUAUACUCGCCAAACAGGCGGAUGCGGCGACCCUGGGACGUACAUUCACAUUACACCUGAGUAUGUGUACAAUCCGCAAGAACAUCUAUAUGGACCACGAGAGAAGGCAAUUGUGCACGAAUGGUCUCAUUUACGGUGGGGCGUGUUUGACGAAUACGCGACCGGGAACCAUAAACGACACUACAUAGAUUCGAACAACAUUCUCCAAGCAACCAGAUGCCCGUUGAGUUUGAGGGGAAUGAAUAUCGAAUACGCUCCACCAUACAAUACAAGGUGUGCUGUCAACCGUAGCAGUCUGCUUCCACUAACAGAAAACUGCUAUUUUUUUCCUGCAAGUCGCCAGCCGAGGGGGCUUAACUCUUCAAUGAUGUCAUUCAGCUAUUUACAUUCGGUUGAAGCAUUUUGUCAUAACGAUCCCAACGAACCAAUCAACUUUCACAACAGCGAGGCGGACAAUGAACAAAACGCUAAAUGCAAUUUGAAAAGCUUAUGGGAAGUUAUAGGUGCUUCUCCUGACUUCCGUGAAGGGGCUAACCCACCGAACCCAAACUUGAGAAAUCUUACCCCAACUUUUCGUGUUGUAAAACCCCCUCAAAACAGACGUUUUGUUGUCGUUCUUGACGUUUCCGGCAGCAUGCGUGGAAAACGAUUGCUUAUGAUGAGACAAAGCACUUCAGAGUUUAUAAGCUCUUUACUUUCGGAUGGAGACAAAAUUGGAAUCGUACAGUUUCAUUCUUUCGCUCAGACCCUUUUACCAAUCAGACACGUAAACUCCCAAACAGAUCGCUUUGAUAUCUGCUCACGUUUUCCGAACAGAACUGGCGGCUCAACUUGUAUUGGAUGUGGCAUACAAGCCGCUAUGCAAGAAAUGGAACGUGAUGAUCCAACUGAACCAUGUGGACACAUUGUAGUGCUGACAGAUGGUAUGGAGAACAGGUCGCCUUAUACAGUUGAUGUCUCUUCACGAGCGGUGAACAGGGGUUGCACAAUAGAUGCCAUUUUCCUUACAACAACACAAAAUACUGCGUUGGUUCAGCUGGUUAACCGCACCAGCGGUCGAUGGUUUUUUGCACAAGAUAGAGACCUGAGACGACUGACAGGCGCAUUUGCAGUAAUUGCUGAUGAAGAUGGCGAUAUCAGAAACCUAGUAUCAACGAUCUUAUACAGGCAACACAACUUAUCCGCUGAACAAAACGCCAAUGGAACGGUCGAAAUUGACAAAACUGUUGGGCUUAAUACUACUUUUAGAUUUUCCUAUCAAAUUAAACCACCAUCAAUACAAUUAACGGAUGCGAGGGGCUGUAUCUACCUAUCACUGCCUAUUGGUGUAUCUGGUACUUGUGAAGGUCAUCCACUUGCUCAAACAGACAAAUCGUUAAAAUUUAUUCAAUUUGUUAUUCCUGGAAAAGCAACGGUUGGAACUUGGAAAUACGCCAUCAAUUCUAAAUACAAGGAUACCGUCAGUUUGUCAGUUACGUCAAGAACUCUAGAAAAUGUCCAGCCAAUUGUAGUUCGAACCUCAACACGCUCGACUUCAACACGAAUAGCUGGACCUAUUGUUAUUGAAGCUACGGUAACACAUGGAGACCCGGGACCUCCUUUACUUUAUUUGUCUGUGGUUGCUGUCAUUGAAAAACCAGACUACACUGAAGAGCGACUUAUCUUAUUGGAUAACGGUGCAGGAGCAGAUAACACGAUAAAUGAUGGCGUAUAUUCAAGAACCUUUAUUGGGUUUCGAGAAAGAGGACGCUACAGUAUACAGGUCGAAGUAAACGGUUCAAUGAUUUCGACCGGUUCAAAAACGUUUGGUUCUCCAGUUGCAUUAAUAUUUGGAAUACUUCAAAACAACGGCACUGUAACCGGUAACCGUGAGGCUGGGGAAUCUUUAUCAAACGAAUCAAAUGAACGCGGGGUUUUCACUAGAGUUCAAACGGGCACUGGAAUCGAAUUUAUCGGACCUGUAACUACUGCCCCAUCUGUUCGUCCUGAUGAUUUGGCACCAAAUCGUAUCAAUGACCUCACAGCGGUUCACGUUGACCCCAAUGACCGAAACAGUGGGAUCAGAUUGUCUUUCACAGCACCAGGCGACGAUGCAGAUUCAGGAACAGCCACAUCGUACAACGUAUGUUAUACUUUGGGGAAUCCAAACAACCUUUCAACAAAUUUUGAGGAAAACAUUUGCCCAGUAACUUCAAUUCAACCGCAAAUAGCAAAUACCAGAGAAACCUUUACUAUUCCUUCACCAAACAUAACGGGCAUGACAGGUUCUAUAAGAAUUGCCAUAGCAAUAAUAGCGAGCGAUGAGGUACCAAACAAUUCUUCGGUGUCCAACAUUGUUAUACUACGUUUUUUCAUACAACCUCCGAUACCAAAAUGUCCGGAUCCACCAACUCAAUCAGAAAACAGUAAUCGUCCAACGUUUAGCAGCACACGUAUUGUAGUUGCCGGUAGCAGCUAUUACAACAAUGGUACAACAGCAACAUAUAGAUGUAAACCCGGAUAUGUUAUGGCCCAAAGAUCUCAAAGCACUUUAAUCUGCAACUUUGGGCGUUGGUCACCAAGUACUCCACCUGUUUGCAUUUCGGAAUGUCCUGAUCCACCAACUCAAUCACCAAACAGUAAUCGUCCAACGUUUAGCAGCACACGUAUUGUAGUUGCCGGUAGCAGCUAUUACAACAAUGGUACAACAGCAACGUAUAGAUGUAAACCCGGAUAUGUUAUGGCCCAAGGAUCUCAAAGUACUUUAAUCUGCAACUUUGGGCGUUGGUCACCAAGUACUCCACCUGUUUGCACUUCGGAUUGCAAUGGCAUGGACCGAUCUUCUAGAUCACAAGGAACAGUAAUGUGCAAACGAUGCAACGGUAGAAGAAGUUUGUCGGAAUGUAACCGCUUGUCUACCCUACAACGCUGGUAG